GUGGCGAUAACACUGUCCAGGACGCGCACCCGGCACGACUUCGCCGCCGAGCUGGUACGCGUUGUCGCAAGUGAGAAGGGGAGAGAGGCAGUGGCGCCGUCCAAGGCGACAUGGCCAGACCAGCUGCAAGCCGCUAUGGCCGUCGGGCUCGGACGCAAGGAAGGAUCGAUUUCGGCUACACCUUCCCUUUUAUAGAUAUCCCCAGCAUCGUUCAGUCAGGGUUCAACCAAACUAAGACGAUCUUCUCCGGGAAAGGCGACAUUAAGAACAUCGACGACCCCCUCUACUGCCUCAUACUAAUAAUUACGCUCACGGUAUACUCAUCGUCGGAAACGCUAGAAGUAGCGAAAGACCCCGGGCAGCUCGCGCUCGUCAUAGUCACGCAGAUAAUAUGUUCCUCUACCCCAGGUUAUUCCCGUGGGCAAAGAAUUCCGGAGGGACAGCCUAUACGUAAGGGAGAUAACAAAGAAGAUCGCAAGCGCGACAGCCCGCGAAACACGGACCUGCAAUUACGGUCGCAGGAGGAGCUUCUCGAAACGCUGCGGGGCUUGCAGUUAGCCAUCAAGCGACCCGAGGACUUCAUUAGCAUAAUAUUCCAUAGUCAGGACGACAUUUGGGUAGAGCGGUGUGGGAGCCUUGUCAACCGUGCAGCAUAAGGAGCACAAAGGAUACAGCAACCGGAUGCUAUAGGAGCUAUAAUAGGUCAUAUCGAAGAGCAACCGCGAUAGUCUACGAAACACAGACCUGCAGCUGCAACCCCGGGAGGAGCUACUAAGGACGCUUUAAAAGCUAAGUCUGCUCUCCGGCGUCGAGGAGACUUUAUCUAUAUAGUCUUUUUAGCCGGGAUAGAAUCUGGGUGGAGCGUUGUGCAAGUAUUAUCAAGUAGGGAGGUAGAGAGGUUCUAGAGUAGCACAGGUACAAUAAUACUUCAUACAGAGCGGACCGGCCAUUACGAAAUAAAGACGGCUUGUAGUUAGAAACCCGGUCCUGGAGAUCGAGAAAGAAAAUCCACUACUAUAGCUGAUUUGU
Molecule: messenger RNA, 1029 nt
Organism: Colletotrichum phormii
Lineage: Eukaryota; Fungi; Ascomycota; Sordariomycetes; Glomerellales; Glomerellaceae
Exons: 6
Coding region: 111-656 (181 amino acids)
Source: RefSeq, a predicted model, not a curated record